Messenger RNA from Physella acuta, 1886 nucleotides. Its product is annotated as programmed cell death protein 2-like. NCBI's taxonomy places the organism in Eukaryota, Metazoa, Mollusca, Gastropoda, Physidae. The record is from RefSeq and is a predicted model, not a curated record. Gene Ontology annotation, biological process: apoptotic process. Gene Ontology annotation, cellular component: cytoplasm.
GUUUUCUCUUUCCGUAUGUUACUAGCCAUGAUUUCAGUUUCUGUUGAUGUUUCGAAGCUAAAUGUUUACAAGUUUACGUAGGCUAUUUGUCUAGAUCUGCACACUUAAAGUACAUAUUGAGAACUAUGUCUGUAUUAAUAGGCUUGAUAGACCAGCCUAUUGAAGACACAGACAUAUUCGGGUUUGAAACUAGUAAAAUUGGAGGUGUGCCCAAUCAUCUAAAAGCUGAAGCCAAUCAGGGAAUCCCAGAAUGCAAAGUUUGUGGUCAACCAUCCACUUUAAUUAGUCAGUUGUACUGCCCUUUACAUGGAUCUGCUUAUCAUAGAUGUCUUUAUGUGUAUGCUUGUAGUGACCUUUGUAGUCGACAGCAGAAUGGAUGGAGAGUGUUUCGAUCAAUGGCUUAUGACGAAAGUUAUGACAGGUCAAAGAAUCCGAGUAAACAAAAACUUAAUGUCAGUGAUGCUAGUGAAUGGGGUGUCGGCCAAGAUGACUGGGGACAGGUUGGCCAAGAUGACUGGGGGGAUGGUUCAAAUGAAUGGAGCGAGGAUGAAAAAUGUGGAGAAGCUCUAAAUGGAGAUGAAGACCAAGAAAUUGAUGAAGUUGCUGAAACACCCCCACAUUUGGGAAACUUGGUACAAUGUCAACAAACUUUGUCAUCAGAAAACCCCACUGCUCUAAAUAGUGGACAAGCUGAAGCUGUAGAUAAUUUAAACACCUUUUCAGAGUUAAGAAUAAAUGACAUAUCUGCAGAUGUUCAAGAUCAGCCACAAUCUAGUCAACCAGAAGGAAGAAGUGAGGUUGCAGACAGAGAAUGUUUUGGAGAUGUUGGUGAACCUAGAGUGGUCAUGGAGGACUUUGUUGUGCCAGAUACAGAAAGAUGGACAGCCAUGACUCAAAUCCUGAACACAGAAUGUCCAGAGCUUUCAGAAUCAGUGGCUGUGGGGAAAAAACCUGUUGUGUUCAAAGCAUAUUAUCUAAACGUUAUUGACGAGCCUCGUAACACAAGCUUCAAUGAUGAACAUGUGGAGAAUCUAAUCAGGACCUACGAGAAAAACGAAGGCAAACCUCUCGGGUCACUGUUAUCUGAUAAGCCUAACACAGGCAAAGGAAAAGUUAGUACUGAGAGUUAUGAAAAGACAGAGCUGAAACAUGGAGACAAAAUUUUCCACAAGUUUUUGAAGAGAUUGCAACGGUGUCCUGAACAGAUUAUCAGAUAUGAGAGAGAAGGUGAACCACUGUUUAUUAACAAACUGGAAGGUACCCCAUCUAUUGCAUCUUGUACCAUCUGUGGCUACCCGAGAGUGUUUGAGCUUCAGCUAUUGCCUCCACUUAUACCUUGGUUAAAGAGUCUUGAUGGUACAGAAACAAAAGUUGAGUUUGGCACUGUCCUGAUAUUCACCUGCAAAAACAACUGCUGGUCCGAUGAGUUAGACUUUGUGGAAGAGUCUAUUCUCUUUCAAAACGACCCAGACAACCACUUAUUCCGAUGAAUUAAUUUGUAUGUUAAGCUUGUUCUUGUCAGUUAGCCACAAUUACUUGCUAGUCUGUAGGAGCAACUUGAUGGUCCAGUGUUAGGGCACUCAAAUGUAACCCUAUCUAUAGAGGCGGCUAGGUACAAAAGUGGUGCACUCAAUCGCAUUCCUAUCUAUAGAGGCGGCUAGGUACAAAAGUGGUGCACUCAAUCGCAUUCCUAUCUAUAGAGGUGACUAGGUACAAAGGUAGUGCACUCAAUUGAAACAGUAAAGGCUAAAGUUCACCUUCAGCUUGCCUCACUGUGUGGUUACUAGUAAUAUGAUUAUACAACUGUGGCUUAUUGACAAGUCUUACUAAAUGUUUAAAAUUGUUACUAAGAUUUUGUUCAUUAUUGAAAAUAAAAAUGCAGCCUG